Messenger RNA from Oryza brachyantha (malo sina), 1744 nucleotides. Its product is annotated as serine decarboxylase 1. Gene Ontology annotation, molecular function: carboxy-lyase activity; pyridoxal phosphate binding. The record is from RefSeq and is a predicted model, not a curated record. Bases 76 to 1551 code for a protein of 491 amino acids. Lineage: Eukaryota; Viridiplantae; Streptophyta; Magnoliopsida; Poales; Poaceae. The transcript is spliced from 5 exons. Gene Ontology annotation, biological process: carboxylic acid metabolic process.
UUCCCCCAUUUCGUCUCCGGCUCCGAGGCGCUCCCAAAUCUGCGCGACCCGCCGGCGGCGGCGGCGACGACGACGAUGGUGGGGAGCGUCGGGAACGGGCUGGCGGACCUUGGCGCGGCCGUUAACGGCGCCAGGGGGAAGGGGAUGGGGAUGGAGGUGGGGAUGGGGAUGGGGAUGCUCCCCGGGGCGGCGGAGGCGGCGCUCGCGAUGGAGGUGGAGGCGGCGGCGGGGGAGGAGGAUGGGGUGGAGUCGCCGGGGAGGAGGGAGAUCGUGUUGGGGAGGAACGUGCACACGGCGUCCUUCGCGGUGAAGGAGCCCGACGCGGACGACGAGGAGACCGGGGAGCGGGAGGCCGCCAUGGCCAGCGUCCUCGCGCUCUACCGCAAGUCCCUCGUCGAGCGCACCAAGCACCACCUCGGUUACCCAUACAACCUGGACUUCGAUUACGGUGCACUUGGCCAGCUGCAGCACUUCUCCAUCAACAACCUUGGUGACCCCUUCAUCGAGAGCAACUAUGGUGUGCAUUCCAGGCAGUUUGAGGUGGGAGUAUUGGAUUGGUUUGCUCGCCUGUGGGAGCUAGAAAAGGAUGAAUACUGGGGUUACAUUACAAACUGUGGCACAGAAGGAAACCUGCAUGGUAUUCUUGUUGGGAGAGAGGUAUUCCCUGAUGGAGUCCUGUAUGCCUCCCGGGAGUCCCACUAUUCAGUAUUCAAAGCAGCAAGGAUGUACAGGAUGGAAUGUGUUAAGGUGGACACCUUUAUUUCUGGGGAAAUAGACUGUGAAGAUUUCCAGAGAAAGUUAUUGCUUAACAAAGAUAAACCUGCCAUUAUUAAUGUGAACAUUGGGACAACUGUUAAGGGGGCUGUUGAUGAUCUUGACUUGGUUAUUAAAACACUUGAAGAAAAUGGCUUCAAAGAUCGGUUUUAUAUCCAUUGUGAUGGUGCUCUUUUUGGACUGAUGAUGCCAUUUGUUAAGAAGGCACCUAAGGUUUCAUUCAAGAAGCCUAUCGGGAGUGUGAGUGUCUCCGGGCACAAGUUUGUAGGAUGCCCCAUGCCAUGUGGUGUCCAGAUAACAAGGUUGGAGCACAUAAAUGCUCUUUCUAGCAAUGUGGAGUAUCUGGCAUCAAGAGAUGCAACGAUCAUGGGGAGCAGGAAUGGCCAUGCUCCAAUCUUCCUCUGGUACACUUUGAACAGGAAAGGCUACAGGGGCUUUCAGAAGGAAGUCCAAAAGUGCCUGAGGAACGCCCACUACCUGAAAGAUCGUCUCAGGGAGGCUGGAAUCGGCGCCAUGCUCAACGAGCUCAGUAGCACCGUUGUGUUCGAGAGGCCAAAGGACGAGGAGUUCGUCCGAAGGUGGCAGCUCGCCUGCGAGGGUAGCAUUGCUCAUGUCGUGGUGAUGCCCAAUGUGACCAUUGACAAGCUGGACUAUUUCCUGAACGAGUUGAGGGAGAAGCGGGCGACCUGGUACCAGGACGGAGGGAUGUGCCAGGCUCCCUGCAUUGCCAGAGACGUAGGCCAGGACAGCUGCCUCUGCAGCCUCCACAAGAAGUGAAACUUACUACUACAAAGGCGUUCUGCACUGUAGGUUUUAUGUGUUGUCGUGAGCUAAGUUAGUACACCUGUUGUCUUGCGUUGUACCGAUGCCUUGCUGUAUGUAAUAAUUUGUUAUGCAGUGCAGCUUAUAUGUUGUAGUCAGGACAUUACAGUAAAAUUGGUGGGAUGAAACUUGACAUCUUCUUUGCCUC